This is a messenger RNA of Capsicum annuum, 1386 nucleotides long. Its product is annotated as GPI-anchored hemophore cfmA. Bases 153 to 1193 code for a protein of 346 amino acids. The transcript has a single exon. The record is from RefSeq and is a predicted model, not a curated record. NCBI's taxonomy places the organism in Eukaryota, Viridiplantae, Streptophyta, Magnoliopsida, Solanales, Solanaceae.
CUUUUCUCUCUUACCAAAAACACUUCAAAGUCCCCACAAACCACAAACCCUCAUUCCCUCUUCUCUUCUUCUUUACACCACCCACCCUACCUAACUACCCCACCCCUUCAAACCUCUCAACAAACCAAAAAUAUUCUCCAUUUUUUUCCAUUAUGAAGAAACUUUAUAGAAAAGGCACAGUUCAUCCUUCUCCUCCUUUAGUUUCUGACCAUCUUUCAUUUUUACCUGCUGCUAUUUUCACUCUUGCUGUUGCUUUAUCUCAACAAGAUAAAGAAGUACUAGCUUAUCUCAUUUCUUGUUCUUCCGGCGACUUCUCCGGCGGGUUUUCCGGCAAGAUUUCCGGUAAUCGGAGGAUUACCCACAAGUCUACACCCAUUAACAUACCUCCUGCCGCCUCAACCUCCGUUAACGCCACCGUAGAUGGCGGCGGAGGUGGUGGUGAGCAACUUUCCGGCAGCUUUUCCGGCGAGUUUUACGGUAAUCGGAGGAAUACCCACAACAAGUCAGCUACACCCAGCUCAGAAUCAGCAAACUCCGGUGGUGGUUAUUCGAAAGGUAUAACCACCGCGAACGGCGGCGUACAUGGCGGCAUAGGUGGCGGCGGAACUGAAAAUGAACUUUCCGGUGAUUUUUCAGGCAAUCGGAGGACGACCCAAGUUAAGUCAGCUACACCCAGCUCAGAAUCAGCAAACUCCGGCGGUGGUUAUUCGAAAGGUAUGACCACCGCACACGGCGGCGGCGUAGGUGGUGGUGCUGACCAUGUAACUUCAUUUAAAUGCUACUGUUUCAGCUGUUACAUGAGUUAUUGGGUAAAAUGGGAUUCUUCACCAAAUAGACAACUUAUUCAUGAGAUUCUUGAUGCUUAUGAAGAUGGAUUACAUAGCAAAAAGAGCAAAAAAGAAAGAAGAAAGCAAAACGGCUCAUCAAAGCAAAACGGGUUAGGGUCCGGGUCAGGGUCCGGGUCAUCUAGUAGUAGUGUUGGGUCUUGUAAUGAGCUGAAAAAGUCAUCAUCUGAGCUUACUUUGAACAAAAACGGGUCAGGGUCCGGGUCCGGGACAGGGUCCGGGUCGGGUCAAAAUGACCCGGUUGAGGAAACUUUUGUAGAUGGUGAUGAAGAAGAAAGUGGUGAGAAAGGCUCUGUGAGAAAGUUUGUGAGUUUUCUUGGUGAAAAGAUAUGGGGUAUUUGGAACUAAAUAAAAUGAGAAAAAAUAUUUUUUUGGAAUUAAUUUUCAAGAAAAUAUUUAAGUUUGUUUAUUUUUUGUUCCAUUUUAAUUUUAAUUUUAAUUUUGUUUUUUGUUUCUGGUCUGUAAAAUACUCUUUACUUCACCGAUGUAAAAUAUUGGCUAGUAUUUUUGAAUGAUCAUCACCUUCAUUGGUUUUUUGUUA